UGUGAGAAAACCUUUGACGUCAGUAAUAAUAUCACCGCAGUUCCGGUUUUGAGGUUUUCCUCGUAUUGUGGAAAUUUUUUACAUUCACCUGUUGUGAACACUUACAUUUGCUCCGUUCGAUUGUUUAAUUCUUGCUCUCUCUCACGUGAAUAAAAUAUUAACAGAGAAACAAACAAACAAAUAAAUAAAUCAUUUUCCAACAUAAUUAAUUCAAUUAAUUAAUUAUAGCAAAUCGUUCUAAUGUCAACACAGACAAUAUCAACGUAUAUGUUAAUAUUUAUCACAGAUGGUCUUUGUUGCUCGUUUAUAAAUAAAUAUUUAAUAUUAUAAUGCCUUUGGCAAAUUUGACAGUACCUUGGAAUCAGCAACAUGUUUCUGAACAGCAGACACCAGAUGUAGACCCGACAGACCAUCACCAGGACAAUCCACUACCAAUACCAGCAAUGGCACAAACCAGCAUGGAUGUUGAUAACAAUCACUCAUCAUCGUCAAACGCAAUGGAUGUCAGUGUGAAUUUAAAUGUCAAUGGAUGUGUUGACUCUCAUGAAAUAGAAGUUUGCGAAGUCGUACGUGAUGGCCAUGAAAAAGCAGACCCGAGUCACUUCGACCUGCUGAAAGUUCUUGGCCAGGGCUCUUUUGGCAAAGUUUUCUUGGUGAGAAAAGUUGUCGGCAAAGACAAAGGCACUUUGUAUGCAAUGAAAGUGUUGAGAAAAGCUACACUUAAAGUGAGAGAUAGAGUCAGAACUAAAACAGAAAGAAAUAUUCUUGUUGAUGUUGAACAUCCGUUUAUCGUACGUCUGCAUUAUGCUUUUCAAACAGAGGGUAAAUUAUAUUUAAUUCUCGAUUUUUUGAGAGGCGGUGAUCUUUUUUCACGUUUAUCCAAAGAGGUGAUGUUUACUGAAGAAGACGUUAAAUUUUAUUUAGCCGAGUUAGCAUUAGCAUUAGAUCAUAUCCAUAAACUUGGAAUAAUUUACAGAGACUUGAAACCUGAAAAUAUAUUAUUAGAUGCAGAUGGACACAUGUCCUUAACUGACUUCGGAUUAAGUAAACAGCCAUUAGAUGACAGUAAAGCGUAUUCAUUUUGUGGAACUGUCGAGUAUAUGGCACCGGAAGUUGUUAAUCGUCAGGGUCAUUCAUUUGCUGCUGACUGGUGGAGUUUUGGUGUUUUGAUGUUUGAAAUGCUAACUGGAGCACUGCCAUUCCAAGGAGCCAAUCGCAAAGAAACAAUGACACAAAUUUUGAAAGCUAAACUUGGAAUGCCCUAUAACAUAUCUCCAGAAGCCCAAGCGCUUCUACGAGUUCUUUUUAAAAGAAAUCCAGCAAAUCGUAUUGGGAGCAACGGAGUUGAAGAAAUUAAAAAUCACGUGUUCUUUGCGUCAAUUGACUGGGAUGCGUUGUACAGAAAAGAAGUUGUCCCGCCAUUUAAACCAGCAGUAAGCCGUGAAGAUGACGCAUUUUGUUUCGACAGUGAGUUCACAUGUAAAACACCCCGGGACUCGCCAGGUCUGCCACCCAGUGCCAACGCCCACGAAUUAUUCCGCGGGUUCAGUUUCGUAGCUCCAGGUCUGCUUGAAGAAAUUCCAAAGAGCCCGGAGAUAAUGAGCUGCGAGAAUAUCAGCAGCGCUUUUCCUACUUACGUUAAUCGGGCGCCUAUUCGCGACGAGUAUGAGAUAAAAGAAGAAAUAGGUAACGGAAGUUACAGUACCGUUUACCGCGCAGUUCAUAAAAUAACUAAAAUCGAGUACGCGGUUAAAGUUAUUGAGAAAAUAAAACGCGACCCGACCGAGGAAAUUGAGAUUUUACUUCGCUACGGUCGGCAUCCUCACAUCGUAACACUGCGCGCUGUCCACGAGGAUGAAAGACGUGUUUAUCUAGUCCUGGAAUUACUGAGAGGUGGUGAGUUGCUUGACCGUUUGAUACAACGACGUAAUUUCUCAGAGCGCGAAGCCGCGGAAGUCAUCUACACCAUCACCAGUGUUGUUAAUUAUUUGCACGAAAACGGAGUAGUUCACCGGGAUUUGAAGCCAUCAAAUAUUUUAUACGCGAAACCAGGAGGUGAUCCGAGCACCCUGUGCAUAUGUGACCUUGGAUUCGCGAAGCAGCUGAGAGCCGAGAAUGGUUUACUGAUGACUCCUUGUUACACUGCUAAUUUCGUAGCUCCUGAAGUCCUUAAACGUCAGGGUUACGAUGCGGCUUGCGAUAUAUGGUCUCUUGGGGUCUUAUUAUACAUAAUGUUGGCUGGACGCACUCCGUUUCCUAAUAGUCCGGGUGACAGUGCCAGUGACAUUCUAAAUCGCAUUGGACCGGGCUACGUUGAUGUUGACAGCGGCAUCUGGUCUCAUAUUUCUAAUGAAGCUAAGGAGCUUGUCCUGAGGAUGCUGCAUAUUGAUCCGCACAGGAGACCAACUGCUGCGGGUAUCUUGAAAUACUCAUGGAUUGCUAAUCGCCAUCGUCUUCCGCAAAAAUUUUUGCCCGAAACUGUUGCUGAUCCACUGAGUCUUAAGACUGCAGUAGCAGCAACAUAUAAAGCCAUGUCAAAUAAUCCAAGAUCACCACACAUUGGUCCAGUUGUGAUGUCCGAAUUAGCGCGACGCAGAACACAAGCUAAACCAGGUGGUCCUACAAAACUAUAAUAAUAAUUCUCUAAAUUAAUUCAUAUCACAAAAAUUUAUUUAUUUAAAAGUAUCAAAUUCAAAUUUAAAAAAAAAACUCAAAAUCUACAUACCAUAAAGAUAGAACUCUGAGCUUCAGUCCUAAGUUCAAAUUUCUUUACGCACACUAGUAUCAAUUUUCAAAAUUGAUGUGAUACAUUUAUAAAUUCUUUUUUUUUAUUGUUAUAUUUUUUGUUUACAUUCGUGCAAGUUGACUAAUCGAUAACCAACAGUGCAUUAUCUCCAGUUUAAAAUUAGGAUUUCCCAGCCCUCGGCCCUCGACCUCACGUAGUUUAUUAUGAAAAUAUUAAAUUUAAAAAGAAAAUUACAAUUGUCAUGACGGAGUGUUUGUAAAUAUUUUACGUUUAAAGUUACUGAUAAUUAAAGAAAUGGCCAUAGAAUAUUCUAAAAGAUAGAUAGUAAUUUCAUACUUAUUUAAAUGUACAAUUAAUUUUUUUUCUCGUAGCAUUUUAUCGUAUCCUUUGAGACAUUCCUAUAUAUUUUUUUUUUUAAGGACUUAGGUAUUAUUUAAAGCAGGAUAUUGUAGAUAUAUAUGUACACAGUGAUCUCACGUAUGAAAAAAUUAUUUUUAAUACAGAAUUUAAAGUUAAUCCAUA
Messenger RNA from Microplitis mediator, 3268 nucleotides. Its product is annotated as ribosomal protein S6 kinase 2 beta-like. Gene Ontology annotation, biological process: intracellular signal transduction; protein phosphorylation. Gene Ontology annotation, molecular function: ATP binding; magnesium ion binding; ribosomal protein S6 kinase activity. Bases 330 to 2633 code for a protein of 767 amino acids. NCBI's taxonomy places the organism in Eukaryota, Metazoa, Arthropoda, Insecta, Hymenoptera, Braconidae. The record is from RefSeq and is a predicted model, not a curated record. The transcript is spliced from 9 exons.